UUUUCAAUAUGACAGUUUUUAGCGUCUCGUAAAUUUUUUCACAGGAAAUAAAUAAUACUAUACAUAAUAAAAAAUUACAAAAUAUACUGUAAUUAACUCAGUUCAAUUCUGAUCAGUUUCAGUGGUUCACAGAGAUUAGUUUUUUUACUUGAAGAUAAUGUUAAAGGCUAUUAAUUGUGAUAUGUUAAGCAUGUAAAAUACUGCAUGCAAUUGAUUAACCUAACUGGUUAAGCGAAAUACAAAAAUAAUGAUUUUAAGAUAUUUCUGGUUAAGUUUUUUACUUAUAACUAUUUACUUACUUUAUUCACAGAACUAUUUUACAAUAAUAUGGUACUUUUUACCCAAAGAAUUAAACAAUGUAACACACGUAUUAUUCAGUACAUCAGAAUUGAAAUUAUUAGAUAUAAAUGAAAAACAGAAAGUAUUUACUAAAGAUGAGUUAAAAAAAUAUAAUAAUAUUGAAAAUGGAUUAUAUCUUUCAAUAUUAGGUCAAGUUUUUGAUGUUACAAAAGGAGCAAAACAUUAUGAACCUGGAGCAUCUUAUCAUAUAUUUGUUGGCCGUGAUGCAUCUUUAGCAUUUGUUACUGGAAAGUUUGAUGAGAAAGAAAUAACAGAUGAUACUUCUGUACUGUCUGCCCAACAAAUUAAAGCAUUAGAUGACUGGGUACAGUUUUAUAAUGAAAAUUAUAUUUAUAAAGGAAAAUUAAGUGGAAGAUACUUCAAUGAAGAUGGUACUCCAACCCUCGAGUCUUUACAAGUACAGCAAAAAUUGAUAGAUGCAAAAAAAGAAAUAGCAGAUGAAGAACAAAAGAAAAAAUUAUUUCCAACUUGCAACAUGGAAUGGAAAGUCAAUGUAGGCACUACUGUGUGGUGUUCUAAAAGAAGUGGUGGUAUAGAAAGGGAUUGGGUUGGUGUUCCAAGAAUGUAUUUUGAAACGCCCAGUUCAAAACAGCAGAGAUGUGCUUGUAUUAAUCUUGAUAGUAAAGAAUAUGAAGAAAAUAAAGGUAAUUUUAAAGAAUACAAUGGUUGUGCAACGAGUUCGAUAAAAUGUAAUAUAAAGUAAUUUCUAUCUUAGAAAUAUUUUUGAAACCUAUUUAUAAUACAACAGUAUUUGAUACUAAUUCUAUUUUUAUUGGUAUAAAUGAAAUGAAUAGAAAUGAAUAGAAA
Vespula pensylvanica (western yellowjacket) is the source of this 1167-nucleotide messenger RNA. RefSeq names its product neuferricin. The transcript has 4 exons. Bases 248 to 1063 code for a protein of 271 amino acids. The record is from RefSeq and is a predicted model, not a curated record. Gene Ontology annotation, cellular component: endomembrane system; membrane. Lineage: Eukaryota; Metazoa; Arthropoda; Insecta; Hymenoptera; Vespidae.